Theobroma umbraticum is the source of this 986-nucleotide messenger RNA. RefSeq names its product early nodulin-like protein 18. Lineage: Eukaryota; Viridiplantae; Streptophyta; Magnoliopsida; Malvales; Malvaceae. Gene Ontology annotation, molecular function: electron transfer activity. The record is from RefSeq and is a predicted model, not a curated record. Gene Ontology annotation, cellular component: plasma membrane.
UCAGCUGUUAAAGAAAAAAUAAAUAAAUCUGACAAUUUAAAGGUUCUGGGACCAUCACAAAAAGAUAGACCAUUCUAGUAAUUCCAUCCAAAGGCAAGGCUACAUAUACAAAUAAGUAACUAGCUAUUCCAUUUGCUUGUAGUUCUCUCAGUAGAAGAGGUAAAGUCCUGGGGUUAAAGACUAUAGGCCACCAAACAUCACAGAAACUAAGAAUGAUGGAACAGCGACGGUACAGUAGUACUUCAGUUCUGCAAUUCUUCACGAUUUCUUGUCUUCUGCUUCUCUCUUUUUCAGGAUCUGUUACAGCUUACAAGAACUAUACAGUUGGUGACUCCCUGGGCUGGUAUGACACCCUUGAAAAGCCUAGUGUAAACUACCAGAAAUGGGCAGAGACCAAAAACUUCAGCUUGGGAGAUUUCCUUAUCUUCAAUACAGAUAAUAACCAUUCAAUAGUGCAAACAUACAAUUUCACCAUAUACAAGCUCUGUGAUUACAAUGAUGCUCUGCAAAACGAUACCAUCGAAUGGUCGGCGGCCAAUCCUUCGGCCACGGCACCUUAUCCAGUUUCAGUGGCAGUUCCCCUGGUGAAGGAAGGGAUGAAUUAUUUCUUCUCCAGUGAUUAUGAUGGUGAGCAGUGCAAGAAUGGUCAGCAAUUCAAAAUAAAUGUGACUCAUGGCCAAGGGUUACCCAAGAGCCUAGAAGAACCAGAUGACGCCCCAGCUCCAAACAGUCCUGAUUUUGGGAGUGAUGAUUCUGCCCCGGAUACUAUUGUACCUUCAAACUUCAAUCAUCCCAUUGAAGAGGAAAGUGAUAAGGAUGAGGGCUCGGGAUCAUUUUCUUUACUUUUCAACUCUUUGGAUCUAAAAUUGAACGGGCUUUUAAUCUUAUUAGGAAUUUUUUGCAUAUUUUGAAUAUUUAUACUUUACUUUGUUUUUUAUUAUAAUAUUCUUUUUCCCCUUUAUAGAAUAAAAUUAACGUUCUUAUAA